UUUUCAACACAAACACACACACACACUUUCACUCCAACGCACCCCAACAGACUCCUAUACACACUCACAAUGAAACAGGCUAAAAAUAUAACGUCAAACCCCAAGAUAUCUACUGGUAUCUGGGGGGCAAUUGUUCUGUUGUGGUGUAUCGUCUGCAUGACUCCCCCGUGUGCCGCCCAAGACGGGGGUUCGGAUCCCAUUGUGUUCACGCAAGCAGAAGAACAAGACUCAGGAAGGUUCGUGGGUAGCGUAGCGUCCGGUCCCGAGAUCGUAAACGGAGUCCCAGAGGAUAGCUUGCCAAAUCUACGGUACAACAUUCUGGGCGAGGGAAAUCCCAACAGUAACCUGUUUCAGAUCGACGCUAUGUCCGGCAACAUAACGUUCGCGGGGAGAGUGGACAGGGAGUCCGUCUGUCCCACCACCGACGAUUGCGAGAUCGACUUCAGGGUCGCGGUCAGCGGAGCUCCCAGCUUCUUCACCGUUCUGGUGAAGGUCAGGAUCACGGACAUUAACGACAACUCCCCACGGUUUCCUUCGCCGUCCUCCAUAGAUCUCAAUAUUGACGAGUCGGCGCGAGUGAAUAUCUCUCGUCCUCUUGACAUCGCUACAGACAGGGAUAAAAGUGCGGCUUUCGGGAAUGUGACGUACUCCAUCGUACCCCCUAGCGACACAUUUGAGGUGGUGUUGACAAGAAAUCUUGUAGGCACGCCUCAGUUGAGUUUGGUUCUGAAGAAAUCUCUGGACAGGGAGACCCGUGAGACUUAUACGGUCAUUGUUGUGGCGAAAGACGGAGGUGACCCUCCUAGGAACGGAACCCUAACCGUCAACAUCGAGGUGGACGACUUCAACGACAACGCCCCAGUGUUCUCGGAGACUUACUACACCACCAACUUCUCUGAAAACGCAGGCCCUGGAGCGGAGAUAAUCCAAGUAACGGCAUCUGACAACGACAUUGGCCAAAACGGCCAGAUCCGAUAUACCCUCAGCGCUAACCAGCCCGAGAACCCGAUGGAUAUCACCACCAGUGUGGACGUCAACGCCCUGAAUGGUUCUGUCACUUUACUCCGACAGCUCAGUAGCGGCGUCUACAGGAUACUUGUAGACGCCCGCGACCUGGGCUCGCCGCCGAAAUCCAACCAGGCUGUCAUAACAGCAACUGUACUGGACACAAACAACAACCAACCCACAGUCAAGGUCAAUUUGGUCCAGGUUGGUGACCUCCCUCUGGGGUGGGUGUCGGAGAACUCAGAGGUCGACACGGUGGUGGCUGUACUGACGGUUGAUGAUCCGGAUUCCGGAGACAACGGGAACGUGACGUGUGAGAGCGCAGAGUCUUUCUUCUCUCUCCAGCAACUGCCCGCUAGCUCCAGCUACAAACUGAUGGUAGCGCGGGAAUUAAACCGCGAGACGAUUGGAACACACGCGGUCACCGUACACUGUCACGACCAGGGCACACCCAGCCUGUCAGCGUCGUCAGCGGUGGUCAUCAAAGUGUACGACGAGAAUGACAAUAACCCAGUGUUUAGGGAGCCUGAGUACAGUCAGGACAUCAUCGAAAACAACCUGAGGGGAGAUACAGUUCUAGUGGUCAACGCUUACGACGACGACCAAGGCGACAAUGCCAGGAUAGAGUACAGGCUUGCUAACGCGGGCGGGAACUUCACUAUUGUUUCACAGACAGGCGUCAUCAAAGCAAACAGACGAUUUGACAGAGAGGUCAAGGACUCUUAUGAGUUUUCUGUCCUCGCUGUGGAUUUUGGGACUCCGAGACGGACAGGUGUGGCGGCUGUGACCGUUAACAUCAUCGACGUGAAUGACGUAGCUCCCGCCUUCUCCCAGGACAACUACACCUUCCACAUCUACGAGAACAGAGACGCUGACAGCGUGGUGGGAAACAUCUCCGUCACAGAUCCAGACUUAGGGGAAGGAGGAAUUAUCUCUCUUUCUCUCAUUCCUUUCACUGACAACGGAGUCGUUCCUUUCUCCAUCAGCCGCGACGGGAGGAUCUCCAGCCUCGUGUCGUUUGACCGAGAAGACAAGAGUGAGUACAUGUUCUACGUGAUAGCCACGGACAACGGCCAGCGGAAACUCUCCUCAUCCACACAAGUCACGGUCAAGAUUCUCGACGUGAACGACAACCACCCAGCAUUCAUCUUCCCGAGCGAGCAGAACUACUCCGCUCUCGUCAAUAUCCCUAUCUCUCAAGACAGCAUCGUUCUACAAGUGGACGUGAACGACGAUGACGCCAGCAAAAACAGCAUUAUCACCUACGCGAUUGUAUUAUCAAACGCUUCGGACCUUUUCAGAAUCGGGAAAUACAGCGGGGACAUCAUCGCCAACAGAGACCUGGGGACCGCUGAGAUCAGCACCUACUCGCUGACCAUCAACGCCACGGACCAGGGUUCGCCUCUCAUGUGGGAAGCUCGUACCCUCCACCUCAUCGUCCAAUCUCAGUCCGCGCGGAGCGAUGACGUGAUUGCCGACCAGAACGUGUUGAUUGUGGCCUGUAUCGUGUGCUUCACCGUGAUCGUGUCGGGCGCCGUGCUGGUGGCCAUGUGUGUGCUCCGCCGGCUGGACAGACAGAGGAAGUUACAGUAUGCCACGUCCUGUUGCCCUAACAACCGACCCGAAAGCGAGACCGGAAGUACGCUGGGGGAAGGCAACCAGCAGUAUGAUCUGGCGCAGGUCCCGGAGUCGAGCCUCCAUCGGCACCACGACGACUUCCACAGCACCAGCUCGGCCGACACCGGCGGCACGGGGGACAGCGGACACGGCAGUGACGAGGACCUCUCCAACAGCCUCGAACACGCCACCACCCACAACACACUCCCCGUGGUUCAGGAGCACCCCUCCGCCACCCCGUCCCCACACCCUUCCUCCUCCUCUUCCCCCCACCCUACCUCCCCAUUGGAUGAUAGUUUGUCCUCGGCCGGACGAGUCCAUUUUCCACUAGGGGAUGCACUGAACAAACCACACCAUCAUCAACAUCGCGUUCAGAAACCGUCAGCGUUGAAAAAUGCUCCGCCACCCCCGAGGGUUAAGGCCAAUUCUGUACGCUUUGAUCCUCAUGUUACGGAUAUUUACGCCAAGCAUGCGUCACAGAGGAGCCUACAGAACCACCCUGCGACGUGCUUGCAGCAGCAGCAGCAGCAGCAGCAGCAACAACAACAGCAACAGCAACAGCACAACUACCCCAGCAGCGCCACUCUCGGCGGCAGUAUGGGAAAGGCCGGCGUCCCUUCAAGGCUUCAGAAACAAUCGUCAAAACCAAAACACGCCCACAAUAACAACAAUUCGCCAUAUCAGUUUCUUGAUUCUUCGAAAGCAAUUUCUCCAGAUUUCUCCUCCUCACACGAAUUCCGGCACUCUGUAGGUGUGAAGAAUCCAGCUUUGGCGCUUUCUCAGUUCCCAUCCUCCUCUUCCCAAAGACACCUCUCCUCUUUCUCUCACUCCUCCCUGGGAGAUGAGAAUAAUGAAGACAGUGACCUCAACACGACCACUUCGGGUAGCUACAGCGUGGCGUCGGAUGAUGUGGCGAGGUUACAGAGUCUGGGUGACGUCAGAGAUUUGUACGUGUGAAGAUCACGUGACAGUAACGGAGAACAAUAUCAAUCCUGGUCAUGUGUUCUGACGUGGCGAGGUUACAGAGUCAGGGUGACUUCAUGUUGGAUUUCUGUGUCUCAAGGUCACAUGAAUAAAAAUGUGUCAAUAGAGUUUGAUAUUCAACCUAAGUGAAAGUGAUUAAUUCUUUCUAUGCCGUGAACAACAACGUAUGGUCAAAAAGUGUACUAGAAAUGCACUAAUCGUUUCGCCAAAUAGGUCGGGAAGAGUGAUGGGACCUUUUUUUGUGCUGACAAAGUGAAAUAUCAGCGCAUUGAUUGGUCUUCUUUUCUUAAUUUCAUCUUCUCGUUCAUCUCUAAAUGGACGUCCAAGUCUCAAGUGCAAAGGCUGCUGUUCGCCGUUGACCCUCUAAGCUCCAACAGAGUUUAGAGUUUUUCCUCUCUCAUCCUGCGAUUGGCGAUUGGAGAGUUAACUCACAUUCUGCCAACCACUAUGUCGAGACAAGAAUGGCCAUUAUUACGUCAUGAGACAGCCGGUCUGAUUAUGCUCCCUGAAAUACAUAUGCUGUCGGGCACAGAUAACUCGUUCGGGUAUUGACAAAUGUUUUCGACACAUCUAUAAUUUUGGUUAACCGAUAACAACAAAUUAAAGAGAUAUCAGUCGGAGAAUGGCAAAUUGUGCGAGCUAUCCAUGAUUUCGAGAUAUCCAUGUUCGCGUUAUCUGUGCCCUACUGAGUGCGGGGGUCCCCGCGUGACACUGCAAACCGAAGAGUCGUCUGUGUUGUUAUGGUUAGGCAUUUUGCUGUCACACGCAGAAGACGUGAGUUCGAUUCCAGAAUGAGGGACUUUUCUGUAAUCGAGUAUCUCCUCCUGUUUGACGUAAUGUGUCCCACACAGCCUGGGUUGACCUUGACAAGCUUUGUGAUGCAGCCCGUCUCCAGAUGGUGUGAGUUGGAUAAACCAAGCCAGCAGAUAGACAGAGGUACUCGAUAAAAUAGAUUUCUCUCUCAUGAAUCGAACCCCAAGCCUUCUGUGGGCUGCAGCAAAGGCCAUAACCUGUACAUUACAGAUUGUCUCCUUUCUCCUGGAUAUCUAUAUCUAGGAGUGAUAUUAUCAUUUUGUUGAUGCGUCAGUAAACCACAGUGGUAAAAGAAUAGUAGUCACAAAAAACAACAAAACAAAAUCAAACAAAAAAUAGUUAAGGACUACUUCUUUUCUUUCACGUGUCCAUGGGGAUUAUUAUCUUUCUUUCUCUGCCCGACUGUUUUAAACGUGUCACCAGUAAGCGGAUAUUUGACUGCUCCCCUUUUCAUAUAAGCGUUGUUUGGAUGGACAGUUGGGUUUUUCUUUCAUGCCUAAAACGACUAAUGAAGACAUUCAAGGAAAAUUGUGACUUAUAUCCUUUUUGCCCUGUCUUCUUUGCUGACGUUGUUUUGUUUUGUUUUGGAAUUGCAUGUGCGUGUGUCUGUGCUCUUUAAUGUUAAAUGGAGACAA
Messenger RNA from Aplysia californica (California sea hare), 5054 nucleotides. RefSeq names its product protocadherin-11 X-linked. NCBI's taxonomy places the organism in Eukaryota, Metazoa, Mollusca, Gastropoda, Aplysiida, Aplysiidae. The record is from RefSeq and is a predicted model, not a curated record. Gene Ontology annotation, cellular component: plasma membrane. Gene Ontology annotation, molecular function: calcium ion binding. Gene Ontology annotation, biological process: homophilic cell-cell adhesion.